Branchiostoma floridae (Florida lancelet) is the source of this 2847-nucleotide messenger RNA. Its product is annotated as putative RNA-binding protein Luc7-like 2. Gene Ontology annotation, molecular function: mRNA binding. Gene Ontology annotation, cellular component: U2-type prespliceosome; U1 snRNP. The record is from RefSeq and is a predicted model, not a curated record. The transcript has 10 exons. Lineage: Eukaryota; Metazoa; Chordata; Leptocardii; Amphioxiformes; Branchiostomatidae. Bases 793 to 2007 code for a protein of 404 amino acids. Gene Ontology annotation, biological process: mRNA splice site recognition.
CUCGAAAUAUCGGCCUGUUGGCACAAUAAGAGCCAAAAUGUCGGCCCAAGAGCAAAUGCGAGCUAUGCUUGACCAGCUUAUGGGCACAACGAGGGAUGGGAUCUAUGUGUAUGUAUGCCUGCCUUCAGCCAGGGAAUUAAGAAAGCGUGAUGCUCGCCGAGCCGUGAGUUACCACAUAUAUACGUCCUAGCUUUUCACCAUGUGUUUAAAUGAACAUGUCUGCAAGUUGUGCUGUUGCAGUUGUUAGUCUUUCUUUAAUAUCUGGACAAGAAACUGUAUGAUCUUGGUGCUCAUCCUAGACUGGUAAACCUGCACUUUGCAAAGAUGAAGUUGAUGACAUGCUAAUACUAGUGCAAUUUUUUUUUCUUCUUUCGUUUACAUCUUAACAUUGAGACCUAGGGGAUAUGUGAUGUGUUCAUCUGCAAUGAUCAUUACUAAAACUUGGAAUUUGGCAUUUACACGUGAUUGCUUCAUGCAAGUUUCUCUGGAUUGCAAGCAGGCCAGUUUAGCAAAGUUGUGUCAGCUACAAAUUGUGAACCUAUUACUAGCUGUUGAGAGUGAAAAGAAAAACGAUGUGGCAAAUGUAGAUGAGAAAAAUUGGAGGUGGAAAUGGUGUAGUUCUGGGUUACCCUGCUCUAACCCCUUUGUUCUAGAUGGCGGAGGUACACUUAAGGUGCAGCGUGGCAGGGAAGCAGGGGCCACUUCAGUCACAGUGAUCCAGGGCGCUCCAAGGUCAGGUUCACAGAUGACAAUGUGUGUAAGAGCUUCCUAUUGGAAUGCUGUCCCCAUGACAUGCUGGCCAGCACGAGGAUGGACCUUGGUGAGUGCCCCAAGGUGCAUGACCUGGCCUUACGAGCUGACUACAAGAUAGCAUCAGAGAAGAAGGACUAUUACUAUGAGAUUGAUGCAAUGGAACACCUACAGACCUUCAUCGCCGACUGUGACCGUCGUACAGAACUGGCAAAGAAGAGACUGGCUGAGACUCAGGAGGAACUGAGCGCAGAAAUCCAGGCCAAGGCUGACAAGGUACACGACCUUGCUGAAUCGAUAGGCAAGAAGCUUGCUGAGGCAGAGCAACUUGGGGAAGAGGGCAACGUGGAUGAGUCGAUGAAGAUGAUGUCUGAAGUGGAGGACACGCGCAAGAAGAAAGCAGAAGCAGAGGAAGAGUAUCGGAACUCAAUGCCUGCGUCCAGCUUCCAACAGCAGAAGCUGCGAGUUUGCGAGGUCUGCUCGGCAUACCUGGGUCUCCACGACAACGACCGCAGGUUGGCGGACCAUUUCGGAGGAAAGCUUCACAUCGGGUUUAUCAAGAUUCGUGAAAAGCUCAAAGACCUUAAGAAUCUUGUGGCAGAGAAGAGGGAGAAGAGAGAGGUGGAGAGAGCCAAGCGUCGCGAGGAUAGAGAGAAAGAGAAAGAAAAGGACAGCAGGCCAAGCUCGCAGUCACGCAGUCCCAAACGUCGCAGCCACUCUAGAAGUCAAGAGCGGCGAGAGAGCAAGCCCCGAAGUGACCGCAGAAAGAGUCGAUCUCGUAGUCGCGAACGGCGAAGAGGGGAUUCGAGAAGUCGUGACCGUCGCAGAAGUCGCUCGCGCAGUCGGGAGAGACGUAGGAGCCGCUCCCGUAGCCGUGAUCGUCGCCGGAGCCGCUCCCGAGGUCAUGAUCGCAGAAGGCCAAGUCGCUCUCGCAGCCGAGACAGGAAGAGACGAAGGCGCAGUCGUGACAGGUCCAGGUCCUCUGAGAGAAGACGUAGGCGGUCGAGAUCGACCGACAGGCGGCGCAGAAACCGCUCGCAAGACCGAGGAGAUUCUCGCAGGCACAGCAGGUCGAGGUCAAAGGGCAGGUCGGCACGGUCCAAGUCGAGAUCCAAAGAGCGGAGUCGACAAUCUUCCCGCGAAAGAGAGGAGGACAAGACAAAGGAAGACGGGGAGGAAAGUCCAAAGGAGGAAUCAGCAAAUGGGGAGAAAGCCAGGUCGAGUAAGAGUCGCAGUAGGACCCCCGAGUCAGAAUGACAGACGGGACUGAAGGGUAUACAAAACCCACCAGCAUUCUGUUCAUACGUGUAGUCACACAAGAUCUCCAUUCAAGUAUAAUCAGCUAAGUUACCAAGAGAGUUGUGUAGUUUGGGCAGUCAGUUCACAUUGAACCACAUGUCUUGUCCUUGUUCAGCUCAUUACAUGUAACUUAAUUCAUAAACAUGAGGUUCUCUAGUAGUUAUAGAGAAAGCUUAAGGGAUUAUUUGUGGAUAUCUUGUACAAGUCCUUUUCUUACGAAUGCAUACAGUGUACAUAAACAAUUUAGACAUAGCCCUGCUGCAUAGUAGUGUCACUGACUUAGCAGUUUCCAGUACUUAGAUUUAAAUGUUAGAUAAAAUGUGUUGGAAUUUUAGCUUUCCCAACACAGAUGUGUGCAGGAAUAAGGACCUAUCGGUCAUUAAAUAGGCAUAAUGUGCUUAGCAUGCUGUAUACUCCACUGCAAGAAUCAUAGACUAUGGUAUCAGGAGUUAGUUCAAUAAUGGUUACACAAGGUUAAUCAAUUGAACUGGAAAGUUUGAUAUUAUACAGAAGCUCUGCAAGAUUUUAGCAUUUUUUUUUCAUUCUGAACUUCCAUUUAAUAUUGCUGAAUAGCGUCAUACUUGUGCUUGUCCUGGUUAUCAGUUAAUGUCGUAAACGAAGAUUACUUGAGAAGACUUUGUAUCAAUACAUUAAAGGUGCAUGUAAAUGAAUUACAUCCAUUGGCUUUAGUGUUAAUCUGUGCAUGAUUGUUGUUGACUUGAGAGAAGCUUUGAAAUUAAACUGCUGGAUGGGAUUAGUUCAGAAAUUUCAGACAAUAAAACUUGUCUGUCUUGUCAA